Molecule: messenger RNA, 1242 nt
Organism: Phyllostomus hastatus (greater spear-nosed bat)
Lineage: Eukaryota; Metazoa; Chordata; Mammalia; Chiroptera; Phyllostomidae
Gene: FOXB2
Product: forkhead box B2
Exons: 1
Coding region: 1-1242 (413 amino acids)
Biological process (GO): anatomical structure morphogenesis; cell differentiation; regulation of transcription by RNA polymerase II
Molecular function (GO): DNA-binding transcription factor activity, RNA polymerase II-specific; RNA polymerase II cis-regulatory region sequence-specific DNA binding
Source: RefSeq, a predicted model, not a curated record
AUGCCGCGGCCGGGGAAGAGUUCGUACAGCGACCAGAAGCCGCCCUACUCAUACAUCUCGCUGACCGCCAUGGCCAUCCAGCACUCGGCCGAGAAGAUGCUGCCGCUGAGCGACAUCUACAAGUUCAUCAUGGAGCGCUUCCCCUACUACCGCGAGCACACGCAGCGCUGGCAGAACAGCCUGCGCCACAACCUCUCCUUCAACGACUGCUUCAUCAAGAUCCCGCGGAGGCCCGACCAGCCGGGCAAGGGCAGCUUCUGGGCGCUGCACCCUGACUGCGGCGACAUGUUCGAGAACGGCAGCUUCCUGAGGCGCCGAAAGCGCUUCAAGGUGCUGCGCGCGGACCACACUCACCUGCACGCUGGGAGCGCCAAGGGGUCGCCAGGCGCGGGGCCCGGAGGGCACCUGCACCCCCACCACCCGCACCCCGCGCACCACCACCACCACCACCACGCUGCAGCGCACCACCACCACCAUCACCCCCCGCCGCAGCCGCCCCCGCCCCCGCCGCACGUGGUGCAUUAUUUCCACCAGCAGCCGCCGCCGCACCUCCCGUCGCAGCCCCCGCAGCCGCCCGCCCAGCAGCCGCAGCAGCCGGCUCACCCCGGCAAGAUGCAGGAGGCGGCGGCUGUGGCGGCCGCGGCGGCCGUGGCUGCAGCCGCGGUGGGCAGCGUGGGGCGCUUGUCGCAGCUCCCGCCCUACGGGCUGGGCCCCGCCGCCGCGGCGUCCACGUCGGGCUUCAAGCACCCGUUCGCCAUCGAGAACAUCAUCGGCCGUGACUACAAGGGCGUGCUGCAGGCCGGCGGGCUGCCCUUGGCCUCGGUCAUGCACCACCUGGGUUAUCCGGUGCCGGGCCAGCUCGGCAACGUCGUCGGCUCCGUGUGGCCACACGUCGGGGUCGUGGACUCGGUGGCCGCGGCCGCCGCGGCCGCCGCCGCCGCAGGGGUGCCCGUGGGCCCGGAUUACGGGGCCUUUGGGGUGCCGGUCAAGGCCCUGUGCCACUCGGCGAGCCAGGGCCUGCCCGCGGUGCCGGUGCCCAUCAAGCCGACUCCCGCGCUGCCGCCCGUAGCCGCGCUGCCGCCGGCUCUCCCGGUACCCGCGGCCGCACAGCAGCCGCCGGCGUCGUCCGCCCUGUGCCCGACGGCCUCCGCCUCGCCCGUCGCCUCCCUGCGGGAGCCCAGCGCCGCGAGCGCGGCCGACAGCAAGGGCGGCUCGCUGCACUCGGUGCUGGUGCACUCCUAA